This is a messenger RNA of Gadus chalcogrammus (walleye pollock), 1253 nucleotides long. RefSeq lists its product as uncharacterized. The transcript is spliced from 2 exons. The coding region runs from base 82 to 900 and encodes 272 amino acids. Lineage: Eukaryota; Metazoa; Chordata; Actinopteri; Gadiformes; Gadidae. The record is from RefSeq and is a predicted model, not a curated record.
UCUCUUGACCGUUUUUUUUAAAUCAAACAAAACACAGGCCGAAACAGUCGCAGGCGUUGAACGAUCACUUUCAAAUACACAAUGGUAGGAGGAAUUUGCAACGCAACACUGAUCUCUAUGUUAUUAUCAUUAUUAAUAGAAUCGGUCGCGGCUUUGUUGUUCGUCGAGCGACAGGUUAGCAGGCAGAGCGACCCGCAGCGGAACAAGGCCAUUCUGGAGAUGCUACACAUCGACAAAGUGUCCGCUAGCCAUCACCAGGCCAGGCCGCAUCCCUACAUGAGGCGGAUUUAUGAACUAUUGGAGACGCUGGAAGCGCAGGACUGGAAGGAUGAGGACGGCACGCUGGUACAGAGCUUUCGGAGCGUCCCUGUGGGCGCGCCUCCCGGCUGGAUCUGGUUCAACCUCACCGGUGUCGACCCGUCCACGUUCCCUGGCGGGGCAGAACUGGUCCUGUUCCGCAAAAUCCUGCACCCCUCCCCCUUGAGUGUGAGCGUGGCCCUGCACGGCCUCACCCACGCCGCCGCCCCCCAGCCGGCCACCACCACCAGGGGGGGGGAGGGAGUCGCGUUGGACGAGAGGCGGCUGCGUCUGGACCGCCGCCCGCCGACGGGCUACGACGUGUUCCGCGCCGGCGCCCUCAUGGGCCGUCUGGCCCCGGGGUCCAUCAGCCUGGGGCCGGCGGCGUCGGUGGGCUUCCAGCUCCGCUACACCGACGAGGGGGGGAGCCUGGUGCUUCACGAGGCCCUCACCCAGAGCCUGUACUCUCUGGGCCCCCGGGGGUCCCCCAGGGAGCCCCUGCUGGUGCUCUACCGCGUGCACCCCAGGGAGAUUCACCCCGACACCCAGACCCCACCGCCGCCCUCCUCCACCUUGACACCCGCAGCCCUGGUCACAGACUGAGGCCUUUCUGGGGUCUGAUCAGUGUAUAGGUCUAGAAUCAGGGCUACAUAGAGGACAGUGCCCCCCCCCAUAUAAUAAAACCCCUUACUCUAACAAUGACAUAUUUUUUACUAUUAUCACUUCUAUUGGAUUCAAAGGGUGUAUGUGUACAAUGUGUAUUUGUGUCUUGUCUUGACUUCCUUGAUCUGCCAGCACACUAAUAGUCAAACAUAAUAAUUGUCUUGGUGAUUUGAUCUCCAAAAUACAACCAAACCAAAUAUCAACAGGCUGCCCGUCUGUUAGAACAGAGUAUAUGACAGUUACAAUAAAAAAAACAAUGCAACAAUUCUCUAUUAAUAAGCAUACUUCUUAUU